Molecule: messenger RNA, 2892 nt
Organism: Prorocentrum cordatum
Lineage: Eukaryota; Dinophyceae; Prorocentrales; Prorocentraceae
Source: the annotation of a GenBank genome assembly
UCGACGGACAUGGCCGACGAGAUGUUGGCCCUCUGGCGUGCGCACCCCCAGAACGACACAGACGCCUCCUUGACAGUGGCCGUCGUGGCGACCAAGGAGGGUUCCUGGCAGCCAGACGGGGCCACGGGCAUUUUGGCGCACCUCGCUCUCGUGAAGCUGGACAAGCAGGAUGUCAAAGAGGUCCCGAAGCGGCAGGACACCGUCACGGUCUGGCUCACCGUCUUUGCCGAUUUCCUGUCGGACAAGCUGUCGCUGUUCUCCGCGAGCCAGGCCCUCAAGGCGGUGUGGCCCGCAGCAGGCAAGGGCAUGCUGUUUGGUUGUUGGCGUCCCAUUGGCACGAAGGGCAAGGAUCCCGACUCGUACACCAUGUACGUCACUGGCACGCCGGCCCAAUGCAGCGGUCUGUUCAAGAUCCGCGGCAAGCACGGCGUUUUCGUCCAGUACUUGGCGUCCUUUCGUGACCGACGCGAUCGGACGACUGUGGCGUGGGUCGCCCGGCCUGCCGGGCUCACGCCGCUCGAGUACCGCGACCUGGCCUUCCAGGAGGGUAAUGGCAAACCACUCGUGCACAGAAUGGGGCGUGGCCCUGAUCUGGGCUACGAGCGCGACGGCAGUGACGCACGACAGUGUCCUCCGCACAUCGGGCGAGCUACCACGCCGCGGUGGUGGCGCACGACCGAUCUCGAGUCCUUCCUGGGGGCCAACGACUGGCAGCAGGUGCAGGUCCUCACGCACCUCAGCCCCGGCUCCUGGCACGUCCGCGCGGGCGCCCGGCCGCUGGCAACGACCACGUACAGAUACGAGGCAGGUUUCGACGACGACAUGGGCCACGUCACCGUCCUUCCCCUGCCGCGCAAGGUGAAGUCCACCAGCGAAGGACGUACUCUCAGACGGCCGGACUUCCCGUGGCUGGACACGGAGGUCCCGGCAACCCCGCCGCAAGGCGAUGCCCCCGCCCCGCCCGUGGGUGCAGCGGCUGCGGCGAGCGAUCCCCCUGGCGAGGGUGAUGCGCCCAUGCCCGCGGCAGCGCCAGCGGCGCCUCCUGCUACGGGCAAAGGCGCUGACCAACACAAGAGGCUAGGAACCCAGAAGACGGACGGGACUAAGAGGUUCAAGCUGGACGGCAAGCAGAUCGUGCGGGACGCGAACUGCCUCUUGGACGGCAUGGAGAUUGUGGAGGCCGAGGGCCGUGGCGCGUGCGGCUACUGUUCCAUGGUCGCCGCCGGGGAGCUCACCCGCGACGCCUCCUUCAGCACUGCUGCCGUCGGCGCCAUGGAGAAGAUCUGGGUCGACGCGGGCACGCUGGGGGUCCAGACCGCCCAGCUCUUGACGAAGAACUCAGACGUUUGGAAGCCCUACUGGGCCCAGGACCCCAAGCAUAUUUCACACACAGGCCAUACAUUCGACGAGUGCGUCGCGAAGUGCUCGGCCCCAGACUUCUGGAUGGACGAGUUGCAGCUCAACGCAGCGUCCGCCAAGCUCAAGCGCCAGAUUACCGUGGUCUAUCGCGACGGCAAGCAGGGCUGGGCCAGGCGCGCACUGGGCCACCAGCACAAGAGCAAAGGGCUCCGCCGCGACGCGGACGAGACGGAGGUCCAGCAGACCUUCUUCUUCGGCGCCGCCGCCGGGCCGCUGUGCUCGGACAGUGGCCGCCUCCGCGGCCAUCAGGAGUUCGAGACCUACAUUUCCUCGUUCUUGCGCACGUACCUUGCGAGGGAGCUUGCGGACGACGUCGAGUGGCUGCUCGAGCAGACGGUGGGUGCCCGCAGGCGCUGGGCUUCCCAACACCAGCAGACCAUGCCCGCCACAGUCGAGGCCCAGCGCGUGAUGCUGAACAGGGAUACGGAGGGCCUCCGGAGGAAGUACUAUAACCCCGGCGACCUCUACGCCUGCCCGUGCGGGUGGCGGGCCAAGAGCACUCCGGCCGCAGCCCGUGCCAACGCGCGGCAGGCCGAGCGGCUUUGGCAUUCCUGCCAGCCCGGCACUCGGUGGGAAGCCUUGGAUGAUGCUUUCCAUCAGGCUUCUUUGGCUCCAAUGCGUGAUCCUGCCAUCCAGGGCCGCAAGGUACCUAAGGCAUGGGGGCGUCGCCAGACGCUGCGUGCCUGCGUGCCGGCGUCGAUCGCGCGGUGCGCCCACGACCUCGACGGCGCUACGGCGCAGAAGCUCCGCCGGGCCAAGGGGGGCAAGUCUACCUUCUACACGUGCCGCCGGUGUGGUGGCUCGUGCGUGCUUGCCUCCGCGUGGAAGUUCCCAUGCCCAGCCAUUCCCCUUGCUGACCGCCCCACUUGCGUCGACUUCGAACUGCAGUGCCGGGGCGCUGGGUCAGCGAGGUCAUCGAAAGCCAUGGCCGUGGGCACGGCCAAGGACAGCAGGCCAUGCAGCGCUAAGAGAGCGCCCAAGGAACCUUUCGGCAGCGGUUCCUUCAAGCGCCGGCUCGCGGUCAAGCGGGAGCAGCCCUCGAAGAAGCGGCGGCGGCCGCAGCAGUUCCCGACUGGCAUGGUCAUCUGGGGCUGCAGCGUGAAUGGCUUCAAGGACAGGAAGCCCGUCGGCGACUCGGCUGCAACGAGCAAGUGGGCACGCGUCCAGGGCCAGGCCUUGGCUGCAGGCGCGCGCAUCAUUGGCCUCGUGGAGACCCACAUGGACAGCUUCACAGCAGACCGCUUCGGCGCACAAGCGUCCAUAGCUGGCUUCUCAUGGUAUUUGUGUUCUUCGGGUACAGUGAGGCACCUCGUCGUCAACACCUUCGGCGCCGACACGGCCACUAGUGACCACAAGGCCAUCGUUUUCAGCGCGCAGCGCGAAACGGAGGCUCUCGUUCAGACAAUUCAGCGUUUCGUUGCUCUGGAGCCCCCGGCCAACCUGGAGGAGUGGGACAGCGACUGGAAGGACUAG